UUCCAUCUUGUUUUACCACAAAGCAACAGCGUACCACCACCGUCGUUGUUGUUGUAGUAGCAGCAAGUGAAUAAUGGCGGCAUCGGGAGGGGGAUUAACAUAUCCUGCUAAUGUGACUGGCUUUAACACUCCGGUCGUGGCCCGGYCUCGUUUCCCGGGCCGGCCAUGGACAUCUCGUAGUCGGCUACGGUCUGAGAAACGUCCGCAGCGGGGACGAUUGGACACUGAAGGUGGAGAGGUAAUCACUGGAGGCCCGAGGCCAAUCAACAUUGAACUAACGUUGUGCGAGGACCCGUCACUGCUACGCUUACUCGGGAUUGCUGAGAAACAUAGGCGCCAGAGCGACGCGGGUUUCUACUCAAGCGGGAGUGAGGAUGAGGAUUUCUCUGGAUUUGGGACGGAAUACCGGCCUACACUCUCAGCACGCAAUAUCUCUACAAACUGUCCUUUCCAAACAUCAUUAUUGAAGCCAAAAAAGCCUCCCCUAGCAGAACCUACAGCAAAGCUUAAGAAAAGUSGAGGCAAGGUCUCUGAAGAAGAGGUUGGAGAGGGUCGGGAAGAAAAUGCUGUGAAACCCAAAAUAAUUACCAAACUGGCAGCCCAAAAGAAAUCCAUCAGUUCGGGGGUUAAGUCUACAGGAAAGCAGGCUAUUGGGACAAAGGCCUCAAAAAGCAAGGGCAGUGCAAAAUCAGAUGGCUCUGACUGGAAAAUGGGAAGGAAAGCGAUGGAAUCGUCUUCAACAGACAGAAAGGGGAACAGGCAGGAACAAACAACUAAGSGAGGCUCAGGGUCCAGCACAGCCCGACCACAAACCAGCAGAAACAAGCAGGGUAAACUGGUGUGGACCCUGACAGUGGUCAAGGGCAAAGGGAAGACUUCCAAGGUCAAAAAGGCUGGGGAGAUAACAACAGACAAAGUUAAGCCACAGAGGUCUGGGAAGAGAAGAAAAGGAUCCCAGCAAGGGGACAAGGUUGAAGCUCAGUCUAGAAAUGGACAGAAGACCACGAAUCCCCACACCGCCUCUCAAGGAGUAGCACUGUCUCCUAAACCUGUGAAUAAGCAGCAGAGGAAGAGGGUGUCCAGGGGAACUGGGGAUUCCACUGAGGUUGGAGCUGAGCUGGGUCAGGAGCCAGCAAUACCCCUGGAAAGAAAGAAACCAGCACCAUAUACGCGUAAGUCCAUAUUUGGCUUCAGGAGGAAGCCCAGUAAUGUGCACAAGCUUAGUCUGCCAGAUUCUGUCGUGAAACGCUUCCGUCGUAAGGUYGUCUUCGACACCUACGUGCCAGAGUCGCUUCCAACCCCAGUGAAGCAGGUGGGACAGGAGGCGCAGUGGGAGAGAACCGGGACAGAGGGCAAACCUCUCCUGUCCCCUGGAGAGAUCCAGCAAGGAGGCAGAAGUAACAUCUCCUUGCCUGUGGUGAGCGCCAGGUCUUCACGUGUCAUCAAGGCACCCAAGAGGUUCCUCCAUGACGAGAUCAUAUCCUUGCCGAGGGGCUCCCCGAAAAAAAAGUGCCAAUACAAGGUGGAGGAGGAUGCCAUGAGCUUAUCCUUUUAUGAUUCAGACAAUGAUGACAUGGACAACUUGUCUCGAACUCCAGGUCAAAAUGAGUUCAAACCUGAAGUUGACGGCUCAACUGGUAAAAAAACACUUAAGACCAGCCUUUCCUCAAGCCCAGGCUCAUCCCACCUCGAGGUCUACGAGAGACUCAAGAAGCUGACUCUCAGCCUGGCCCAGAAGAAGAAGAAAGGCCUUAGUGCUGCUGAUGGUGAAACCACAGAAGAAGCCCAGGACUACCUAAGUUUGACCUCGCCGGUUAGGAAGAGGGGGAGGUCCAAUCUGAAGAUGGAGGACCUCAACUCUCCUGGGGUUGUGAGGAAACUGGCGGUGAUAGUCAGUGACGCUSCUGCUGCAUCUCAAACUGCUUCAUCUGAGACUCUGGAGGAGGCAGCAAAUGACACAGAAAAUGUCCAAGGGGUGGAGGCUGCUGCUGACGGGGAUUACGAAGGAGAAAGCCAGGCUGAUGAUGGGGUGGUGGUGGAACCGGAGGGCACCAGCCAUCGGAGMAACGUCACCAGCAUCAACAAGAGGAUGUUCCAUCUGCUGAAGAAGGCCAAGGUCCAACUCAUUAAGAUCGACCAGCUGAAGAGAGCCAGGCUGCAGCUUGUGAAGAUCGACCAAGAAAAACCAAUAAAGUCAUCACAGCUCCUGUCUGGAUCGGUAAAGCUUGGUCCCAGACAUUUAGGAGUGGGAAGGAGGAGGAGGAGGAGGAGGAGAGGCUCUGCUCAGGACCAACUCCCUGGCGGCCCACGCAUCAAGCACGUCUGUCGGGCAGCAGCGGUGGCGUUGGGGCAACCCCGUGCCAUGGUGCCUGACGAUAUCCCCCGGCUUAGCGCCUGCCCCUCCAUGAGCGGAGAGGCGAUCACCACCUCACCAGGCUGUAGAAGGUAA
Molecule: messenger RNA, 2449 nt
Organism: Salvelinus sp. IW2-2015
Lineage: Eukaryota; Metazoa; Chordata; Actinopteri; Salmoniformes; Salmonidae
Product: histone-lysine N-methyltransferase 2B-like
Biological process (GO): positive regulation of DNA-templated transcription
Cellular component (GO): histone methyltransferase complex
Molecular function (GO): histone H3K4 methyltransferase activity
Source: RefSeq, a predicted model, not a curated record